Molecule: messenger RNA, 14111 nt
Organism: Danio aesculapii
Lineage: Eukaryota; Metazoa; Chordata; Actinopteri; Cypriniformes; Danionidae
Gene: spegb
Product: striated muscle enriched protein kinase b
Exons: 41
Coding region: 658-11406 (3582 amino acids)
Biological process (GO): protein phosphorylation
Molecular function (GO): ATP binding; protein kinase activity; protein binding
Source: RefSeq, a predicted model, not a curated record
UGAGACAUAUUGACUUGGAGGGCAUGGGGACGAAAGUCUGGGCACCGCAGGCACAGAGUUAGAAACCACAGUGUUGGAGACUCUGCACUUGAGUAAUUACCUGAAGGAUUCGGCAGUCAAUUUUAUUUUUCUUUAGAUCCAAGAACUGUGGGAUUCAAGUCUAAGGGUGAAAAGCUGAGGCCAAAUCUUUCAAAAGGCAACAGGGGUAGCUGCUAAUGCAAUAUGAUCCUCCGGUACUCGCUCUAAAAAUACCAUCUAGCCAGGAGUACAUGCACAAGCUUCGUUCGCCUAAUUGGACAAAGAUUAACCGUUUUGUCUUCCGUUUCUCUAAUUGGACAUCUCAAGGAUGUGAGAAACAUAUUCCACAACAUUUGUGAUGUAUAGGAAAACUUCUGCACUCCAAUUUUUUUGACAUUUUGACAAAAAUUCGUACAUUCGGGUAUAGAUUUUCACUCUUCAAAAGAGUCAUUUGAUAUGUAAGUAUUACAUUUGACUUAGUUUUGUAUUUUGUGACAUCUGCUCGAGUGUUUGGAAUAUGUUUACCACAUCAAAGCACCAAAUUAUGAAAAGCCAUUUUAUUUAUGGACAGUCAUAAUUCUGAAGCUUUAAUCAGUUUACUACCGUGCAGCAGUUUAUAACAAAGCUCUCCACUGGAUCAUGAGGAAGGCUGAGGUGCAGAUGACCCUGAAGAAGGGUGCUGAUGAAGAAGCUGGACGAAUGGCUCCUCCAAGCCCCAGGAUACCAUCGAAACGGGCAAAAGUUAGUUCUGAGCAGGUCGUACCAGAUUCCUCUGCGUCUGUCUACCCUACUCCAACUCCUCCAGUGUUUAUCCGGAAGAUGAGGAACGCUGCGGUGGGUACUGGCUGUGAUAUCCGUUUGAAAGUGGCCGUGGCUGGAGACCCACAGCCUACUUUGUACUGGUACCACAACGAUGACCUGCUCAACAUGGACAACCAGGAAUAUGGAGGCCUGUGGAUCAGGGACUGUAAACCCAGCGAUGCCGGCCUUUAUACCUGCAUCGCCACCAACCAUCUUGGAGAGGCCAGAAGCAGUGCAGUCCUAGCCGUUUUGGAUUUGGGUGAAGACUCUGAGACUACAGAAGACGAAGCCGCUGAGCCACAAAUACCCCUGGAGGCCAAAGAAGGAGCCAGAGGUUUUCAGGAUGAGGCCCAACGAGUGCCUGCAGGUGAGAGAAUGAUGGAUGUCGCCCCAGAUGCGAGCAAUCGCUGGGCCGCUGGUGAGAGCACAGUGUUGGAGAGAGAAGCUCUAGCCUUGGGAUCGAGAGCCCCAGGGCCGCAGUCUGCCAGGAGCCCAUCUGACGAAGUUUUGAGGGAUUCUCCCCCUCAAGUCCUUCCACCCCCUUCCCCCAAAUUUGGCCGCUCUACUGCCUCUCCUUUGCUCAGCCGUUCUGGUUCGGGCCCUGCCACACCCCUUGCCCCUCGCAAGAAAGUUGUCGUGCCAACUGAAUAUCAAGACACAGUACCAGGAGAGUUUGAGGAGAAGAUUAAGCAACCCAAAUCCUCUGGCAUGUCUCAGAGUAGUGCUCAAGACUCUCGACCCCAAACCCCUGUCAGUGAGUAUUCCCGUAAGGAACUUACACUUCGGCCCUCACCAAAACUGACAAGAGCUAGCUCCAAAAUCUUUGAGAAGGUGCGAGUCUUCGAAGAGCGCAGGAGAAGCAUUGAUAACCCCGAUGGAUCUAUAUCUGGACGUUCUUGGGCUGGAUUUAACAGAGCUUCAUCUAUCGACUCUGAUGAAGGAGGGAGCAGGUUGGGCAUCUCCAGGGAGAGCUCCAAAGAAGACCUUCGUGAGGCUUUGAAGGCAGAUGCAGCCCAAAGAAGGACCAUGUUUAAGCAGCGGGCUGCUUCCCUGGAGGACAGACCUCGUUACACCCAGAAGGUGCAGGACAUUGAGAACAAGUUCACAGAGGAGCUCCAGCGCAUCAAAAAGCUCGUCGGCAAACCACACAUGAAGAAAUCCUUCUCAACAGAGCAGCUCUCUACUUGUCACAGAAGCAGGCAGCCUGUAAGAAAGUUAGAGCCCAUCCCACCUCAGGUCCUUCAAAAGCUGCAGGACAGAGAGCGUGCUCAGCUAGCUCAGCUAGAGCAAGAGAUGAGAGAGCGAGACCAAGGCAAAGAACGAUCACCUCCGAAAUCGCCAUCUCGCAGAAGGAAAGAUCAUCUGGCACAACAACCACCAGAAAGAGCUGAGACCAAGGUGGUAAGCACAAUCGGACAUGAACCAUCCCCUCCAGAGGCCAUGUCACUCUCUGAUUUACCAGGUCAAAGAUCUCCAAGAUUUCGGGGUCCAAGCCCAAGCAGAGAUAGUACUCGAAGGUCUCCAACUGUAGAGAUUAGUGCCAUGGCUGAGGAGCGCUCUCGAGGAAGAGCUGAAUCUCCAUCAAGAAAUGUUUUGGAGAUGACGUUACGCAAGGUUGAGCCAAGACCUGCAAGUCCACUGGUAAAGAGGGUGGUUCGUGUUCAAGAAGUUCCACAAGCAAAUGAUGAGUCCAUGCAAAGAAAGACACCAAUAGAGGUCACGCUGAGAAAACUGGAAAGAAGGCCUGAAAGUCCUCUGGUGCAAGGAGAAACCGUAGCCAUUCAAGACUUCCCUCUUCAAGCUCCCCCCAAACCUCCAAGAGUUUCCUCAUCUUCCUCGUCUGAGGAGAAGAUGGAGCUGGAUGUGACUCCUUCUCCACCCCCACAAAAACUUACUAUACCAAAAAUUAUUAUUGAAGAAGAGCCCAUGGAGACAGACACACCUGCUGAGAAGACUGAAAAGGCUGUAAAAGUUGGCACUGGUAAAGAUGAAAAGCCUCAAAGAUCCAGAGGAAGAGGACGCAGACAAAGACCAAUGUCCCCUGAAUUAGAAUCUUCGGACGACUCCUAUGUGUCUGCAGGAGAGGAUCCUCUAGAAGCUCCUGUGUUCGAGUUUCCACUUCAGGACACUGUGGCCUCCACUGGAACAGAGGUGCUUUUAAAAUGCAUCAUCAGUGGCACCCCUCUCCCUGAAGUUACAUGGAAGAAAGACAACACUGAGGUCAAGAACAGUCCGACACAUGUUGUAAAGAUAGAGGGGGAACGCCACUCCUUGCUCAUCAAAUGGACAAAGCCAAGUGAUGCAGGAACAUACACGGUUACCGCUGUCAAUGAGGUCGGCGAGGUGUCCAGCAGUGCUACACUUUUUAUCAAAUCAGAGCCCAGUCAGGACCAGCGUGGUAACCUCGGCGUACCCAUGGACGUCAGCAGUCCCAUCACAUCUGAUGAGGAGUAUCUCAGUCCGCUGGAAGAGAGCAUGGACUUCUCCUCUUACAGGGGACCUGAGCCAAGAAAGAUCGUGGACACUCGAUUCAAGGAGCCUCCAGCCUUUCUGGCUGUUAUUGGAGACCAAAGCGUAAUAGAAGGUCAGGAGGUGACCAUGUCCGUUCUAGUGACUGGACAACCUAAACCCAUGCUCUACUGGCUGAGAGACAGAGUGACCAUUAAAACUGGAGCACGGCACAUUGUCCAAGAGACGGAAGAGGGCAACUUUGAUAUGAUAAUUAAAUCAGCACAGAAGUCAGACACCGGUGUUUACACCUGCAAGAUCAUCAAUGAAUAUGGAACUAAACAGUGUGAAGGCAAACUGGAGGUGAAAGCUCGUCCAGUAGAGCCAGGUCUGGCCAUCAUUCGACCAGUGAGGGAUGUAAUGGUGAAGGCAGGAGAGACCGCUCUGUUUGAGUGUCAUGUGAUCGGCCCGCAGGACACAGAUGUUGACUGGCUGUCAGAUGGGAAACUUAUUCAGCCUGCUCUGUUGAACUGCAAGAUGCAUUUUGAUGGGAAAAGGUGCAGGCUGCUUCUUAACUCUGUACAUGAGGAUGACAGUGGAACGUACACCUGCAAACUGAGCACGGCUAAAGAGGAACUGACCUCCAGUGCCAAGCUAAAAGUCAUAGCAUCCAUAGAACCUCUUUUCACUCGUAAGCUGGAUGUGCUGGAAGUUAUCGAGGGUCGUAAUGCACGAUUCGACUGCAAGGUCAGCGGGACGCCGCCACCUCAAGUCAUAUGGAGCCACUUCGACCGUCCGCUGGAGGAAAAUGAAGAUAUUCGGAUCUUAAAAGAAGGAGGUCGGCACUCAUUAAUCAUCUCUCAUGUUAGUAACGAAGAUGAGGGCCUCUACACGGUAGCAGCGCGGAACUCACACGGGGAAGACGAAUGCGCAGCGGAGCUCUAUGUGCAGGAGCCCAGACCAGCAAUAUCUUCUCAAAUAGCGAAGCUGGAAAAAAUGCCCUCCAUUCCCGAAGAACCUGAAGUUCCUGAAAAUGAGAUUGAGCGUUUCACCAUGCCUGACUUUGUGAAGCCCCUUUAUGAUAUGGAUGUAGUAGAGGGCAGAGAGGCUGUGCUCAGGUGCAAAGUGGCCGGCUUGCCAUACCCGACCAUAACCUGGUUUCACAAUGGCAAGAGAAUUGACAGCACGGAGGACAGAAAGAUGACACAGUUCAGAGAUGUUCACAGCCUGGUGGUCCGCUGUGUUUGUCAUGCUCACGGAGGGGUUUACAAGUGUGUCAUAUCCAAUAAGGUGGGCAAGGCCACCUGCUAUUCUCAUCUUUAUGUGACAGACAUCCUUCCUGACCCUCCAGAUGGUGCCCCAGUCAUUGAGUCCAUCACUGGCAAGACUAUCACGCUAAGCUGGAAGAAACCCAAAAGACUGGAUCCGUCCAUUGACCCCAGCUCCCUGAUGUAUGCCAUUCAGCAGCAGGCCCUGGGGUCGAUCCAGUGGACCAUCAUCGCUUCUUGCCUGAAACAGACCACCUAUACCAUCAGCAAUCUGUCUAAAGGUGUCCGCUACGCUUUCAGGGUGCUAUCAAUCACCAGCAAGGCCUUUAGCAAGCCGUCUCCUGCCACAGAGCCAAUGCAGCUGCUAGAUAGAGGUCCGUACGUUCAGGAGGCUCCUGUUAUCAUUGACAAGCCAGAUAUUGUGUAUAUGGUGGAGAAGCAGCCCUUGAGCAUCACAGUCACUCUCAACCACGUCAACGCAUCUGUCACAUGGAAGAGAGGAGGAGUGACAUUAUCAAACAGACCUGGUCUUUUUGAGUUGAGCAUGCCUGAUGAUGACCAACACACACUGAAGCUGUGUAAGGUGAAAAGCAGUGAUGUUGGCCAGCUCACCUGCAUUGCCAGCAACAAGUCUGGCAGCGAUUCUUGUGUCCUCACCCUGGAGAUGGCAGUGGCACCAACCUUUGAGACAAUCAUGGAAGACCUGGAUGUAAAUGUAGGCGAGACUCCUCGUUUUGCAGUUGUAGUUGAAGGAAAGCCUGUUCCAGACAUCCUCUGGUACAAGGGAGACACCCUGCUGUCCGAAAGUAGCCAUUUCACAUUCGUGUACGAUGACAAUGAAUGUUCUCUAGUGGUGCUCAACACUCAAGCAGACGACUCAGGAGUGUACACUUGUACUGCAAAGAAUCUGGCCGGUUCUGUGUCCUGCAAGGCUGAGCUGACCGUCCAUACCACCAAACGGUACAAAGAUGACCCGAUGGAGGAUGAGGCGUCCAUCCUCAGAAAGAUGCGGAGGCUCACUGAUUACUAUGAUGUGCACAAGGAAAUUGGGAGAGGGGCUUUCUCAUAUGUGAAGCGGGUGAUACAGAAGGCAGGAAAGGUGGAAUAUGCAGCCAAGUUCAUUUCUGCUCGGGCUAAACGAAAGGCAUCCGCUCUGAGAGAACUGAACGUCCUUUCUCAUCUGGACCAUGAGAGGAUCCUCUACUUUCACGACGCCUUUGAGAAGAAGAAUGCUGUCAUCAUCAUUACAGAGCUAUGCCACGAGGAGCUUCUUGAUAGGCUUACGAAGAAAACAACCAUCUUGGAGUCGGAGAUCCGAUCCAGUGUGAGGCAGCUGUUGGAGGGUAUUAGUUAUCUCCAUCAGCUUGACAUACUUCAUCUAGACAUCAAGCCUGAUAAUAUCCUCAUGGCAGACCACAGUAGCGAUCAGAUCCGCAUUUGUGAUUUUGGAAAUGCUGUAAAGUUCAUGCCCGAUGAGGCACAGUACUGCAAAUAUGGCACACCAGAAUUUGUCGCCCCAGAGAUUGUUAACCAGACACCCGUCUCCAAGGCAACGGACAUCUGGCCCAUUGGUGUUCUAACAUACUUAUGUCUUACUGGAGUUUCUCCCUUCGCUGGGGAAAAUGACCGCAGCUCUGUUCUCAACAUCAGGAAUUAUAAUGUGGCUUUUGAAGAAAGCAUGUUUACAGACCUCUGCCACGAAGCUAAGGGAUUUGUCAUUAAACUGCUGGUGGCUGAUAGAUUGAGGCCGGAUGCUAAUGAAUGUCUUCGCCACCCCUGGUUCAAGACACUCAACAAGGGUAAAAGCAUCAGUACAGAGUCCCUUAAAAAGUUUUUGUCCAGAAGAAAAUGGCAGCGAUCACUUAUCAGCUACAAAUCUAAGAUGGUGAUGAGGUCUAUACCUGAGCUACUGGAUGACUCCUCCAGCCAUAUUUCCAUUGCUGUUCCACGACAUCUGAAACAAGGCUCACCACCACUUUCCUCAUCUUCAGAUUCAGACGAAGACAUCGAUGAGUUGCCUUUUAUUCCCAUGCCGCUCAACAUGGAAUUCUCAGGAUCUAGAAUGUCACUGACCGAAAUUGUAGGUGAUGAUGACAUGACAGGUAAAUUGAAUGGAAAUGCUGAGAGGCCUGCUUCACUCCAUCCGAAGUCCGAGCCAAUGGAAGUGGAGAUGUCAGAGAGAGAAGGUGGAGAUCCAUCUGCUAGGGGUAGAGCCAAGAAGAGGUCUACACAAGAAGAUGAAAAAGGCUCAUCUGAUGAUGAACCAUCAGAACUGGCCAAAAGAGCUGAACCGGCAAAGAGACCAAUGCGCAGAGGUUCAAGCAUGGAGUCAGAUGAGCCAGAGGGAGGACGUCGCCGAGGAGAGUUACGCAGAGGGAGUUCGGCUGAUAGUGCCUUACAGCUCCAUAUCAAACCAGAGGAGGGCACAGAAGAAAGUCCUACUGAUGGAAGUAGAAUUCUACAAAAGUCUGUAUCCAUGGAGCUUCCAAGGAGAAGCCCAAGUCCAGGUGCUGCAAAGCUUAGCCAGGAAGACUACGCCCUGAAACUGGAACUGAUGAGGCAGCGACUUCUCAGGGGUGGCUCUGUUGACAACAAGAUGAGUGGAUUACGAGGCCCAUUGCUGGAGACAUUAGGUAUGGGAGAUGAGAAGCGGUUUGUUCGGGGAUCUCGUCUAGGUAACCCUCCACUUGUUAGAGCGGCAUCUAGUGAGUCACCUAGAGAUGACAUCCCAAAGACAAAGAUUCUCCGCAAGAGUGCUUCCUUUAGCCAGGGGGAUUCAGAGCCCAUGCCCCUGCACAGAAGGAUCGGAGCACCUCUAGAGAUCCCUCUGGCACAAAUAGAGGAGAGACGGCUACAGGAAGCAAUAUCCAUGUCUGCUCUCACAGAACCUGUCAAGGAUUCUCGCCCAAUCACUCCAAAACUUCAAAUGCCAGAACAAGAAAGACAUGAGAAGGAGAAAACUGAGGAAAAAGAAUCAGAAGUCUACAUAGACCGUAAACCUGAAGAGGUUAUUGCUGUGUCAAAGACUAAUGAGGAAGAAGGAAGAAGUGUUCAUCAGAAAUCUUGGGAUUCUGAUGCACUAAAAAAGGACCAGAGCAAGUCAGAGGAAACCAGGGAAGAGUCUGAAAAAGUAGCUGAAAUUGAAAUAAAGACCUCUAUAGUGAAAGAAACAACUGAGGAAGAGGAAACAAGAGAGGACGAGGAGCCAGAGAAAGAAACUGAGCCUCCUGCUCCAAAGAUUGAGGUUAAAGAAUAUGAGGAUGAUGUAAAGGUAUCACCAAAGUCUCCAGAGUUUAUCAUUUCCACAAACUCAAUCAUGGUGACCCCAACAGCUGCCCCAGCAUUCAGUCCACAGAGUGUCUCAACCUAUGUGACCCCAUCUCCCCCUGCACGCACAGUGCUCCCAGAUGGUAGGAUGUCUGCAUAUGCCAGUAUUAUGCAGACUAUCAUGGUACCAUCUGUCCCAGCAAACACCCAAGCUGACACUGUUCCUGUUCCUACACCAACUUCCACCCCACCAUCAGUUCCAGUCUAUGCACCCAUUUCCAGGCACAUCUCUGAACCUACCCUUUCAUCAACUUCUCCAUCCAAAUCAGAUCUUCACCAAACUACUGAGCAUCCUGCAGUCUUUUCUCGGGUUGCCUCCACUGAACACCCUCCCAAAGAGCCAAGUCCUCCUAAGACACCCACUCGCGCCUCCCCUAAGCGAGAGCCAUCUCCUGGAAGCAACAUCCAGGACCUUGCAUCCGAGGAGGUUUUUGAAGCUCGCUUUAAGAAGCGUGAGUCCUCUCUAACUCGUAGUCUCAAACGUUUCUCAUUUCAGAAGACUGAAGACAAGCCCUCCACUGUUUCUCCUGAAACUGCAGAAGAAAUGUAUCGCCCAGGACCAACCGGUGCUCCUUUAGAGUUUGUGCCAAGGAGGUUGGAGGAGAAGUCCAAAUCUGUACAAGAUCUUCGAGAGGCAGAAAAGGACCCUGGGUUCAUGAGGCGACUCUCCAUGCGCUUGAAAAGGACCCCAUCUGUGGAAAGACAGGAGGAGAAGCUCAAAGAGGAGGAGGCGUCAGCACCCAGGCGUCGUCUUUCAUGGGCACUGGGACGGAGGGGAUCCCAAGAGAAGAAGGAGAUUGAGAUGAUGCGGUUGGAUGGGGGUCCUGAGCCUCCUCCAGAGGCUGAGUCUAAAGCACCUUCUGAGUCACCUAUUCUUGCUAUGCGCAAGAAGAUUGGCAGCACCAUGGCAAGCUUAUCCACAAGAAUUAGGAGUCAUUCUGAGGACAGGAAAGAUGACAGUGAAGGCAAGAUGGAGAACAAGAGGACUCCUAUAUUUAACAUACUGAGGCGUUCCACUUCUGAGGGGGGCAGUCUGAAGAGGAUGGGUAUCCCACAAAACCAACUGGCGGCCCAGUCAGGAAAAGGGACCUCAUCAGAAUCUCUCGAUUCUAUGUCCAGCAUCCAGUCAGAAUCAGCAAUUAAAAGUGCAGAACUUGAGCGUAGAUCACGCUGGGACCGCUGGGGCUUGACUCGAGGGAAAAGGGACAAGACAGUUUCCCAACCAGACAUCCCAGCUUCCAUUGCUAGAGAGAAUGGCUCUCUACGGUCUCGCCAAUACACACGUCUAACAUCUGACUUCCCUCCGGUGUUUCAUAUCAAACUGAGGGACCAUGUACUCUUGGAGGGAGAUCCUGUCACUCUCAGCUGCCUCCCUGCUGGCAGUCCUCACCCACACAUCUCAUGGAUGAAAGAUAAGAAACCACUUGAGAUCGACCCCAGGAUGAAUAUGAUAUCCUGUCCUGAUGGAAGACAACUGCUGAUGAUUAUGAAGACCACCAAGAAGGAUGCAGGCCUUUAUGAAUGUGUGGCUGCAAACCCACUGGCCACAGUCACCAGCUCAUGCGUUGUGUCCCUUGCUCGUCUGCCUAAUAGUCCUGGGACACCUGAAGUUCCUCAGAAGUAUAAAAACACUGCUCUAGUGGUAUGGAGACCCUCAGACACCACGGCACCCUGCACCUACUCUCUGGAGAGGAAGACAGAGGGUGAGAAUAACUGGCUGAUAGUCGCCACAGGUGUUGCUGACUGUUACUAUAAUGUGUUGGAUCUUCCGGCCGGAGCUUCAUACAGGUUCAGAGUGGCCUGUGUCAACAAGGCUGGUCAGGGACCUUACAGCAGCUUGUCUGAAGUAGUGGUCCUGGACUCAACAGCACCCCAGAAGUCCAGUGGCACAGUUGUAGUCAAAACGCUUUCAACGACUCCAGCUCCUGCAGUGGUAACGUCCACCAUGACCCUUCCUGCAAUGAAGCCUGCUGCGAUAAAACCAGCACCACCAACAACUUCAGCACCCUCUACAGUCCAACCGGUAAAGCCUGCGCCUCCUCCUGCAUCAUCAACACCUACCUAUCGUCCCGUGCCUGACAUCCGAACUCCAUCGCCUGGCACUCCAACCCCUGCCAAAGCCAAAAGCACCCUCAACAUCACUAUGGCCAAACCCUCCCCAGCAUCCCCUGCAGCUCAACCACAACCUCCACCCAAACCCUCACCUCCGGUCAUUCUGCCCAAACCUCAGACCCCUGUCAGUGUGGUUUCACCUCCCUCUCAAACACCUCCAGUGUCACCUCCACCUCUAGUGUCUCCUCCUCCUGUUAUUGGUAAACCAAUCUCCUCAGUGCCCAUGUAUGUCCCAGCUACAACCACCUCGACUCCAGUGACUCCGGUCACUCCAGUCACCCCAGUCACUCCAGUCACCCCAAAUACGCCCUCUCCUGCCGUGUCGCCUCCAGUGGUGUUGGUUACAAGUCUGAGUCCUGUAGGGGAAGGAACUGGGACACCCAAUCGAAUGACCCCUAGUGGAAGAGCCACGCCUUCUGGACGCAUCACUCCAUCAGGCCGAAGGACCCCUAUUGGAAAGCCUGGAGACUCAACACUGAGGCAAGGAGUCCCUCAGAAACCAUACACAUUCAUGGAUGAGAAAGCAAGGGGUCGUUUUGGUGUGAUUAGAGAGUGUCGAGAAAAUGCCACUGGUAACCUGUACAUGGCUAAGAUUGUGCCGUAUGAGCCUGAGAGCAAGCAGAACGUAUUACAGGAGUACGACAUCCUGAAGUCCCUCCAUCAUGAGAAGAUCAUGGCUCUCCAUGAGGCCUACGUCACUCCACGCUACCUGGUGCUCAUCUCUGAGUGCUGCUCCGGCAAAGAGCUGCUCUACAGUCUCAUUGACAGGUUCCGAUACUCUGAGGAUGAUGUGGUUGCGUAUAUCGUACAGAUCCUUCAGGGUCUGGACUACCUGCACAGCCGGAGGAUCCUGCAUCUGGACAUCAAACCAGAAAAUAUCAUUGUCACUUACAUGAAUGUGGUGAAGAUUAUCGAUUUUGGUAGUGCACAGACCUUCAAUCCUCUGUUCCUGAAGCAGUUCUCCCCACCCAUUGGAACACUGGAUUAUAUGUCUCCAGAGAUGCUGAAAGGAGAUGUUGUGGGUCCACCAGCUGACAUCUGGAGCAUUGGCAUAUUGACAUAUAUCAUGCUCAGCGGGAGGUUGCCGUUCACAGAAAAUGACCCUGCCGAGACCGAGGCCAGAAUACAGGCAGCCAAGUUUGACCUCAGUAAGCUUUACCAAAAUGUGUCCCAAAGUGCCUCUCUGUUCAUCAAAAAGAUCCUGUGCAGCUACCCUUGGGCCCGUCCGACCAUCAAGGACUGCUUUACCAACUCGUGGCUGCAGGACGCGUAUCUGAUGCGCCUGCGGAGACAGACUCUCACAUUCACCACCACACGCCUCAAAGAGUUCCUGGAGCAGCAGCAGCACAUCAGAGCCCAAGAGGCAACAAAGCACAAAGUCCUCCUGCGUUCCUACCAGAGCAACCCACAAACCCCAUCCACCCCUCAGUGAGCUCCAGCACGGCAUGAGACAUGAGGCCACGGCUCCGGGGUUCUCCAGGACGCGGACAGAGAGAGACACAACCUCAGGACAUCCCACUUUAUGUGUGUUUACGCAGAUCAAGCACAGGAGUUUAACCAAGCUGGGGUCAGUUCUGAAACCAGAAACACACACACACAUACAAAACAUCCAGAAACAGAAACAGCAUUUACCUCCAUUAGCUGUGGCCAGCAUGCACGGUGUUUAUUGUCCCGGAUGUUGUUCUUACUUUACGCUCCUUUAACAAAAGCAGUUUGAAUCUCCAGUGAGGGGUCAGAUGAACUUUAGAUUCGUUCUGCUUGAUAAGAGCGACUGUAUUUUGUACACAAAACUAAGAAGACAGCAAUCUAGUCCCUCACUUGAUGCAAAAAAUGUUACGUCGAUGUGUUUUUUGUGGCGUCUUCCAGGGCCUUGAGAUUUGUGGACAAAAAAAUGGUGUAUAUCUUUUUUGAACUAGUUUUUAUGGCAUAAGUAGUACUUUUAUUACUGCUAGUUGUUAUACAGUAGUGAUUAUCAGUACCAAACAAACAAAAAUGAAGAAAAACAAGAUGCUUUUUUGUCUUUUACUACAGUGUUUUGACCUUAACCGAAGUGGAUUGACUUUAUUGUAAUAUCAAAAGGCCUCACAGCUUUAGGGAGUGAUUCUUUUGGCAAGAAUUCCCUGUACGGUUUGGCUAAUCAGCUUUUUUUUUUGAUAUGUUGAAGUCUAAGACCAGGAAUGUAUUAUAUAUUUCAGUGCAUACAGUAGCAUUCAGCAUGCAUCUGUGAAUAGCAUAUGGACAGAACUGUCAGUUUUCAGACUCUGAAGCUGUUUUACGUAGAGAUCAGAUGGGUUAAGAUGUGCCUGGAAACUACCUAAAGAUUUUUGGAUGUGUGUUAGAAAAGUGACUUUUUUUUCUGAAGGGACUAGAAUAUGUUGUAUAACACAUGUUAGCUGCUGCCGUGAAUGUUUGAGAGUCUUUAGUCUAUUAUUUGAAGAGGGUUUUUGCUGUAAGAUUCAUUUAUACUCAUGAAUGAGAGUAACUUUAUAUUGAAAGCGAUCUAAUUUUUGACCUAAAUAACACAGGAUAUAUAUUAACGAUAUUAAAUACAUCAAAUAUAUUGAUCACAUAAAAAAUCUGAGAUUUUUAAUUACUAGAAGAAGGUGUGUUCUUUGACUUAUGUCCAUUUUGACAUUUAAUGAAUCCAAAAAUACGAGUUUUAAUCUUGAUUUCAUUAUAUUAUAGACAUCAUUAUGUUACUUUCAUAGUUUUAUCUUGAUUUAUUUUUGAACAGUGUGGUGAACAGAGUCAGUAUUCUAUUUUUUAUUUCUUUGUGUUUGUUUAGUUAAUUUAUCUAAUGAACAAAUGACGAUUGUGUCAGUCACAUCGAUAAAAUAAUAGAAAUCACAUUCACAAAGUAGCUAAAGUUAAAAAUAAAGUCUCUUUAAAAACUAAUGGUACAGAUAUUUUUAAAAACAAAAUAAAAACUAAAUUCAUUCUCUGUUUUUCAAAGAGGUUGAGCUGCAAAAGUUUGCGUUGAAUUUAAUGUUAUCAAAAAACAAGUAGUGUAUGGUUUAGUUAGGAAGAAUCAACUAGUUAUUAUUAAUUUGUAUCAAUUUUGUCAAUAAUAAUAAUAAUAAACUAGUCUGGCGAGUAUUAUAAAAUCGAAUGUAAUCUACUUGUUUAAAUUUUGGAAUCGGAUUACAUCUAGAUUACAUCUACACUGUAAAAACUGCUUGGUUCCACACAAUCAAUUUGUGUUGGGACAACAUGAAGGAAUUAAGUUAACUUAUUAGUUUUUACAAAUUUAAGUGGAUUGAACAUAAAACAUUUAAGUUGUCGCAACAAAAACUCAAGAAUUGUGUUAUUUCAGUAGUUUGAACAAACGUCAUAUUUUUGAGUGUAGAUUACAUGUGAUAAGAAACUGUCCAGUACUUGUGAAUAUAACUUUUCAACAGAUUUCAUAGGCUAAAAAUGGGUCUUUGUGAGUGUAAUUACCAUUGAAUUAUUUUUAAAACCGGUAGUGACCUCAAACAGCAGGAAAACACAUUAUUUUUCACAAAUAUUGGCUUCGACAUAGCUCUCAAACUCGAUUCCUGUAGGGCCGCAGCUCUGCGCAGCUUUGCUCCAACACCUAAUCAAACACAGCUGAUGCAACUUAUUAGGGUGUUCAAGACUACUAGAGACUAUUAAGCAGGUUUGAGUUGGAAUUGGUUGGAACUAAACUAUGGAGAGCUGCGGCCCCUCAGGAAUUGAGUUUGAGACCAUUGGCUUAGAUUGAAUGAAUGACUUAGUGUUUAUUGCCAUACUUGCGCACAUUUAUUUUCAUCCACUUUGCAUAAAUGCCAACAUUUUGGGUUUGUUCUUCUAUCUAAUUUGUUUAUUAUUUGGCUUUGGGGGUUAUUCAAAUAUGCGCAAGAACUACAACUGAGAACAAAUGGAAUCACGAUCAAGAGGAACGAAUUCUGUUGUUGUGAAUAAGAUAUGAUGUUAUUUGAGGUGUGUUGGUUCGUUCACUUCUCUUUCAGUCAUGCCGAGCAACCCUUUAAUGUGAAACUAAAUCGAGCUUUUCUGGAAUGAAUUAUGUUGCACUAAAACAGUGACAAUGUGGAGAUAAAAUGAAUGUUUUACAGUAGAAUGAAGUGUGUAUAUGUCGAAAACGUGACUUUUCUUGAAUAAAAUCUGCUGUCAGCAAUA